CGUACACUGCUCGCGAACGGAAGCGCGUGAAGAUCGUCUGCACCUUCUGCACCUUGCCGAAAGGAGACAUAAACAAGCGUAUUUCGAAAUAUAGUUGGAGUGCUGGUUUCUCAACGGAUCCCGUCUUUCAGUUCACAUUAGCACAGACUGAAAGCACCAGCAGCGUUGACAGACGCAAGCAGAGCACCGGGACAGAGAGAUAUGCUGGCUCCUUUUCACUGACCUUAUGGGUUGUGCACACAAACCCAAAACGACACGACACUCGUGUUCUUACCGAUCACGAGUUUGAAAAGGAGAUCCUUUUGUGCCUAUCUGUCGCCCACGUGGAAAAAGUGGAUCCGUAUUUGAGGAGUGUCAGUGGAGCAGGCCUGUGCGGGACGGGUGGAGGAAGACUUUGCCAAAGAUGAGGAAGAGCCGGAGCGUUCUAACUGUGUCACCCUGUGAGGACAGCAAGGAGCCUCCAGACUGCAGACUUAGUGAAUCUUUCACAUCGUCAGGUUGUACACUAGGGGUGGACCUGCGUCGGGGUCGACGCCGUUUGUCCGGUAACCUGCAGCUACCUCCUUUGUCAUGGAGGCAGAUGGAGAGAUCACGCAGUCCAGAUGAAGAGAUCAUGAUGAGACCGACCACACUGCCCUUCAUCACCCCUCGCAUUGACAUCACACCUGUGGACUCUGAUUGUUUUGAUGUGGAAAAUGGCCCGUCUGCGAGCUGUAGUCCUUUGGACCCCCAGGCCUCUCCAGGUUCUGGUCUGGUCCUUCACACGAACUUUCCUGGCCACAACCAGCGACGAGAGUCCUUCCUCUACCGCUCGGACAGUGACUAUGACCUCUCACCAAAGUCUAUGUCUCGAAAUUCUUCGGUCGCCUCAGAACUGCAUGGGGACGACCUGAUAGUCACACCUUUUGCUCAGGUUCUUGCAAGCCUUCGAAGUGUCAGAAACAAUUUCACUGUCUUGACCAAUGUUCAGUGCUCAUCUAACAAGAGGUCCCCUGUAUCCAACCUGCCCCCCAUCACCAGAGUGUGCCUACCUGACGAGUCCUACCAGAAGCUGGCAGUGGAAACCAUGGAGGAGCUGGACUGGUGUCUGGAUCAGCUGGAAACCAUCCAGACGUACCGCUCCGUCAGCGACAUGGCCUCCAACAAGUUCAAGAGAAUGUUGAACAGGGAGCUGACGCACCUCUCUGAGAUGAGCAGAUCUGGCAACCAGGUGUCUGAGUUCAUCUCCAACACCUUUAUGGACAAACAGAAUGAGGUGGAGAUUCCCUCGCCCACUCCAAAGGCCAGAGAGAAGAAGAAAAAGCAGUUGAUGACUCAGAUCAGCGGCGUGAAGAAGGUGUCCCACGGGUCCAGCCUCAACUGUGGCAUCGCUCGCUUCGGCGUCAAAACCGACAAGGAGGAUUUACUGUCAAAGGAAUUGGAAGAUCUGAACAAAUGGGGCCUGAACAUCUUCACAGUUUCAGAGUUUUCAAACAACCGGCCUCUUACGUGCAUUAUGUAUGCAAUCUUCCAGGAACGAGAUAUGCUCAAGACGUUUAAGAUCCCGGCAGAUACAUUCGUGAUGUAUAUGAUGACCCUGGAGGAUCACUAUCACCAAGACGUGGCGUAUCACAACAGCCUUCAUGCUGCCGAUGUGGCCCAGUCGACUCACAUUCUGCUGUCCACACCUGCAUUAGAUGCUGUCUUUACCGAUCUUGAGAUCCUGGCUGCCAUUUUUGCCGCAGCAAUCCAUGACGUGGACCAUCCUGGCGUUUCCAACCAGUUCCUCAUCAAUACAAACUCCGAGUUAGCGCUCAUGUACAACGACGAGUCGGUUUUGGAGAACCACCACCUAGCCGUGGGCUUUAAACUUCUCCAGGAGGAAAACUGCGACAUCUUCCAGAACCUCACCAAGAAACAAAGGCAGUCGCUCAGGAAGAUGGUCAUCGACAUGGUACUGGCCACAGAUAUGUCAAAACACAUGAGCUUACUAGCUGAUCUGAAGACCAUGGUAGAGACGAAAAAAGUGACAAGCUCGGGAGUGCUACUUCUGGACAACUACACAGACAGGAUACAGGUUCUGCGGAACAUGGUUCACUGUGCAGAUCUGAGCAAUCCAACCAAGUCUCUGGAGCUGUACCGGCAAUGGACCGACCGCAUCAUGGACGAGUUCUUUCACCAGGGUGAUCGAGAAAGGGAACGUGGCAUGGAGAUCAGCCCCAUGUGUGACAAACACACAGCCUCGGUGGAGAAAUCACAGGUGGGUUUUAUUGACUACAUUGUCCACCCGCUGUGGGAGACCUGGGCCGACUUGGUGCAUCCGGAUGCCCAGGACAUCCUGGACACACUGGAGGAUAAUCGGAACUGGUACCAGAGCAUGAUCCCUCAGAGCCCUUCCCCGCCCUUCUACCAGCCCGACAAAGAGGGCAACGGUGGGGGGUCGGGACCCGACAAGUUUCAAUUCGAGCUCACGUUAGAGGAGGAGGACUCUGAGGGCACGGAAAAGGACGAACAGAGUCAGGGCGACGACGAAGAAGAGGAGGAAGAAGACGAAGACAGGGCUGAGGACAUGGAAUCAUCCACUACACACAUCCAGAUAGUUACCGAAGACGCCUCACCGGUCGACACAUAGGACCCUGUUGUCCUGUUACUAGAUGGUAGCUGUUUUUUUCCCCUUGCGAGAGGAGCAAUCUUGCAGUUGAUGCUUUUUCGAGAAACCCCACGUGGGGUGCUUUUUUAGGCCCUCGUGGGAGGAGGAUGUCUUUCCCUCCUUGCACUUACGUUUGGAGAUGGUUUGGUAGGAGCUCUCAGGAAAUAAAUGCUGCAGACAUUUUGGACCUGAACGAUUGACAGGCGACUUUGUUAAACAUGAAGGAUUGGGGCCAACGUGGACAGUUUGUUUGUUUAAUAGGGGUCGAGGAGUAGACACUACUGAGAGGAUUUCUUUUAUUUUCGACUUUUUGUAAAGCUAUGGGUGUGCGAGAUUAAACACGAACUACUGAAGAACAAGUAUUUGUUAAGAAAGAGAAACUGUUUACUUUUCUGUACCAUUUGUCUAAAGACUGUGUGCCUUUUUACUAUUGUCUUUUUAAUAGUCUUUUAUUUAUUGAACACGUUUUAGUAUAACUGUAUGUUGAGAUGUUUUUGUUUUCUAAAGCAAACCAGACAAAACAUGCAGACUUGUUUUAUAUAUAUAUAUAUAUCUACGCUGGAGAGAGAACUUAGUGUCUUCCUUUGUUUGGCAAUAUAACGUAAUAAUCCAAACAUCUGACAAAACAAAGAAACGUUUAUUCUACGAGGCACUUUCUGUUCAUUACAUACGUUUUUUGUCAGACGUUUUAACUAUGAGCACAAACUCUGUUUCUUUAGAAAAUACCUGUACGUCAUUUACAUUCACAUCGUUGACAAUUGUUGCACAAAAGCUUUAAAUGACAGUAUACAGACCCAAAAAUGUACUAUUAAAAAUAACCCCCUCAAGAAAUAAAAUACACGGGGUCUGAUAAUUGACAGAAAUCAUAAAAAAAGCCAAAGGUAUAUUCACUUAAAUAGUAGGUUGAUUUUAUUUAUUAUAAUCGUCUUCCGCACAUCAACAAAAUGAGAGACAAAAGACAGAUUUUGAGCUUUCAAAACCAGCUUAACUUAGUACAGAACAUUCCCACAGCUAAUUUAAUUAGACUUCUUUAAAAAGUCUGUACCUGUACUGUCCUAUAAUCAAAUCUCCUCCAAUUGGUUUUCCUCCAAUGAAAACCAUUGACGUACAUACAGUUUUUACCCCACCUCACAGAAUGCUUCACUUGAUGUCAAUCAAGAUCUGAUAUGUGACGUCAUGAAGUUCAAGCUACGGUUCUGAAAUCUGAAGAUGUGAUCUUUCAGUCUUUUUCUCUUUUAACAUUGGCUAAUAUUGCAACAACCAACUUAUUCAGAUUUCAACAUUCAAUGUCAGUUUAGUAAUGACAUUCACGCUUUGAGGUACUCAAACUACCUUACGCUCAAAGUAUCACCAGUGAAACCGUUAAUGGCCAAAGUAGCAUGCAAAAGUAUGUUUGUGCGCACAUAUGUACGUGUCUACACUUAACUGUGUUUGUGUGCGUGUCAGUGUCUAUUGGGUUAUUCGCUGGAUCACCAGCCCACGCUUUCACGACUCCUUCCAUCUUCUUUGUUUAUAUGCGCUCAAAUCGGUCCUCUACUGUUUAUAACAGUGUAUUUAUUAUUAUUACUGUCGACUGUACAUAAGGAAUAAUGUUUCUUUGUAAAUUGAUUAAUUUAUAUGCACUUGCAUUACCGAACAUUGGUGGUGUUUUUGUGUAGUGGGCUCUUGGACUGAGUCUGUUUUAUUUAGUAAUAUUGUUUAUGUUUUAAUAUAAAUAAAUAUAUAUAUUAUAUA
Molecule: messenger RNA, 4363 nt
Organism: Triplophysa rosa
Lineage: Eukaryota; Metazoa; Chordata; Actinopteri; Cypriniformes; Nemacheilidae
Gene: pde4ba
Product: phosphodiesterase 4B, cAMP-specific a
Exons: 17
Coding region: 404-2611 (735 amino acids)
Biological process (GO): signal transduction
Cellular component (GO): nucleus; cytosol; perinuclear region of cytoplasm
Molecular function (GO): 3',5'-cyclic-AMP phosphodiesterase activity; transmembrane transporter binding
Source: RefSeq, a predicted model, not a curated record